AUGGCACAGAAAGCAAAAAAGGACCGAGCCAAGGCCAAUAUCCAAGCCCUAAACUACCUUCACUAUGGGACAUUUCUCGUAAAUGCCCUAUUCUGCCUCUUCCAUUUUCUGAUCCGAUCCCGAAAUAUGUGGGCAUAUGUGCUUCUCUCGCUUGCGCCAUGGAUUAUCGAAUGGUUCCUCGAACAAAAUAGUCGUCCCAAGUUCGAUCAAGCUGGCAAGAUGGUGUCUGCAGGUGAAGAUCUUGCCGCACCAGGAUUGACAGAAUAUAUGUUCGACAUUAUAUGGAUGCAUUGGUUGUCAUUGUUCGCCGUUAUUAUAUUCGGCAAUUGGGGAUGGCUCAUAUUCUCAGUGGUGCCAAUUUAUGGACUUUACAAGGUGUUUGGUCUAUGGUCUGGAGCCAAAGGCAUGAUGGGUGGUGGGCAGGGAGCACAAGCACCUGAAGAACAAAUGCCCGCUGCGGGUAAUAGAAGACAGAGAAGACAGUAA
Molecule: messenger RNA, 486 nt
Organism: Sclerotinia sclerotiorum 1980 UF-70
Lineage: Eukaryota; Fungi; Ascomycota; Leotiomycetes; Helotiales; Sclerotiniaceae
Exons: 1
Coding region: 1-486 (161 amino acids)
Biological process (GO): vacuolar protein processing
Cellular component (GO): intracellular membrane-bounded organelle
Source: RefSeq, a predicted model, not a curated record